Messenger RNA from Pipistrellus kuhlii (Kuhl's pipistrelle), 5705 nucleotides. It is a transcript of the gene ARHGAP42, whose product is annotated as Rho GTPase activating protein 42. NCBI's taxonomy places the organism in Eukaryota, Metazoa, Chordata, Mammalia, Chiroptera, Vespertilionidae. Gene Ontology annotation, molecular function: GTPase activator activity; protein binding. Gene Ontology annotation, cellular component: cytoplasm. Gene Ontology annotation, biological process: signal transduction. The record is from RefSeq and is a predicted model, not a curated record. The coding region runs from base 518 to 3193 and encodes 891 amino acids. The transcript has 26 exons.
GGGAGCGCGGAAGCGGGGGAGGGUCCCGGAGCCCGGGUCCCAUUCGCCGCGAGCGCUCCGAGCCUGCGUCCGCGGAGGCGGGGAGGGCUGGCCCGGCGGCACGGCCCGCAGCGGCGGCGGCGGCGCUCCGGGCUCUCAGCGCACACACACGCCCUCUGUCCCGGGAGCGGGGAUCGGAGCUGCCGGAAGUGUGGUGCGGGCCGGAGGCAACUUUCCUGCUCCCGCCGCGGCCCGGAGCCUCCCGCCUCGCUGCAGCAGCGACCAUGCGCCGCCAGGGCGACACCCUGAGCGGACCCGCGCCUCGGCCCACCCCCGGCGCCGCCCGCGCCCGCCUCGCCCCUGGUGCGCACUGAGUCUCCCCUCUGCCCCCCGCGAUCGCGCGCCACGGGAGCCCGGCGCCCACGGCGGGGCGCGCGGGGCCCGCUUCCUCCGCGCAGUCCCCCCGCGUCCCGGCGCGGCCCCCGCCCGGCCCGCCGGCCCCGUCCGGUCCCCCGCGGCCGCGGGCAGCGCCGGGGCCAUGGGGCUGCCCACCCUGGAGUUCAGCGACUCCUACUUGGACAGCCCGGACUUCAGGGAGCGCCUGCAGUGCCACGAGAUCGAGCUGGAGCGGACCAACAAGUUCAUCAAAGAGCUGAUCAAGGACGGCUCCCUGCUCAUCGGGGCGCUGCGGAAUCUGUCUAUGGCCGUACAGAAAUUUUCCCAGUCACUGCAAGACUUCCAGUUUGAAUGUAUUGGUGAUGCUGAAACAGAUGAUGAAAUUAGUAUUGAAACCACCCGCAAGCCAGGACUGGAACAGCUGGGGAGGUUGUGUGCUUCAGCUCAGUCGCUAAAAGAAUUUGCAAGACUACUCAUCACAGUAGAAGAAGAAAGGAGACGACUGAUUCAAAACGCUAAUGAUGUAUUAAUUGCUCCGCUUGAGAAAUUUCGAAAAGAACAGAUAGGCGCAGCAAAAGAUGGGAAGAAGAAGUUUGACAAGGAGAGUGAAAAAUACUAUUCUAUUCUUGACAAACAUUUAAAUUUGUCUGCGAAGAAAAAGGAGUCUCAUUUGCAAGAGGCAGAUACACAAAUCGACCGAGAACAUCAGAACUUCUAUGAAGCAUCGCUGGAAUAUGUCUUUAAGAUUCAAGAAGUUCAAGAAAAGAAGAAGUUUGAGUUUGUCGAACCGCUUUUGUCGUUCCUUCAGGGCUUGUUUACUUUUUACCAUGAGGGAUAUGAACUCGCCCAGGAAUUUGCACCAUAUAAACAACAGCUGCAGUUCAACUUGCAGAAUACGAGGAACAAUUUUGAAAGUACUCGACAAGAGGUAGAGCGGUUGAUGCAAAGGAUGAAGUCUGCCAACCAAGAUUACAGGCCGCCCAGCCAGUGGACGAUGGAAGGCUACCUUUACGUCCAGGAGAAACGACCACUUGGUUUUACAUGGAUUAAGCAUUAUUGCACAUAUGAUAAAGGAAGCAAAACAUUUACAAUGAGUGUUUCAGAAAUGAAAUCCAGUGGGAAAAUGAACGGCCUUGUCACCAGCUCACCAGAAAUGUUUAAAUUAAAAUCUUGUAUCCGACGAAAGACAGAUUCAAUUGACAAACGGUUCUGCUUUGACAUAGAAGUAGUUGAAAGGCAUGGGAUCAUCACAUUGCAGGCCUUUUCAGAAGCAAAUCGGAAACUCUGGCUCGAAGCCAUGGAUGGGAAAGAACCAAUUUAUACCCUGCCUGCCAUUAUGAGCAAGAAAGAAGAAAUGUACUUAAAUGAAGCAGGGUUCAACUUCGUGAGAAAAUGCAUUCAAGCUGUGGAAACAAGAGGCAUCACAAUUUUAGGCCUAUACCGAAUAGGAGGAGUGAACUCCAAAGUUCAGAAACUCAUGAACACCACAUUUUCUCCCAAAUCCCCUCCCGAUAUGGACAUUGAUAUUGAACUAUGGGAUAACAAGACAAUAACAAGUGGACUGAAAAACUACCUCAGGUGCCUUGCCGAACCACUAAUGACUUACAAGUUGCACAAAGAUUUUAUUCUUGCUGUUAAAUCUGAUGACCAAAACUACCGGGUGGAGGCCGUACAUGCGUUGGUACACAAAUUACCAGAGAAAAACAGAGAGAUGCUGGACAUCUUAAUAAAGCACCUGGUCAAAGUAUCACUACAUAGCCAACAGAAUCUCAUGACUGUCUCAAACCUCGGUGUCAUAUUUGGCCCAACUCUUAUGAGAGCACAGGAAGAAACUGUGGCUGCUAUGAUGAAUAUUAAGUUUCAGAAUAUUGUCGUUGAAAUUCUGAUAGAGCACUAUGAAAAGAUCUUUCACACGGCCCCGGACCCCAGCAUCCCUCUUCCUCAGCCUCAGUCUCGGUCUGGGUCCCGAAGGACGCGAGCCAUCUGCCUCUCCACUGGCUCCCGGAAGCCCAGAGGGAGGUACACUCCGUGCUUGGCAGAGCCUGACAGCGACUCCUACAGCAGCAGCCCCGCCAGCACACCCAUGGGGAGCAUUGAGUCCCUCUCCUCUCACUCCUCGGAACAAAACAGCACGACCAAGUCCACCUCCUGCCAGCCCCGGGAGAAGUCCGGAGGGAUUCCCUGGAUCGCAUCCCCGUCACCUUCCAACGGACAGAAAAGUCUCGGUCUCUGGACAACCAGUCCUGAAUCCAGUUCUAGAGAAGAUGCAACCAAAACGGAUGCAGAAUCAGACUGCCAGAGCGUGGCCUCCGUCACCAGCCCCGGGGACGUUUCCCCGCGCAUAGACCUGGCCAAGAAAGGAUCUCUUGGGACUUCGGGGCAGAAAAGAGCCUCGGCUACGUUCCUCAGGUCCAUCGCUGCAGCUGAAGGAAACAAGAGCUACAGUGGUUCCACUCAAAGCUUAACGUCCAUCGGCUCCAAAGAGACGCCUAAAGGCCCGCCGAACCCAGACCUGCCCCCAAAGAUGUGCAGGAGGUUAAGGCUAGACACGGCCUCCAGCAAUGGCUACCAGAGGCCGGGCUCCAUUGUGGCAGCGAAAGCCCAACUGUUUGAAAAUGUUGGUUCGGUGAAGCCAGUUUCUUCUGGGCGCCAAGCCAAAGCCAUGUACUCCUGUCAGGCCGAGCACAGCCAUGAGCUCUCCUUCCCGCAGGGGGCGGUCUUUUCUAACGUGUACCCAUCGGUGGAACCAGGGUGGUUGAAGGCAACUUAUGAAGGCAAAACAGGACUAGUCCCAGAAAAUUAUGUUGUCUUCCUCUAAUACUGUUUAGUGGAUGGCAGUAUCUUCAUGGUAUCCAUGGUAACAAAUAAUACAUGCUAUGAUUUUAUCUGACACAGAUAUGGCAAUCAGCCCACUAAAUGAAAACAGACAAUUUCUAUCAAGUCCUACACCAGCAGGCUAUGUAGCUCCCUAUAAUGGAAAAGGAAAAAAAAAAUGUUCAAAUUGUUUGCCAUUCUUUUUUUUCUCUUUUUUUUUUUUCUGGUUUCUUAUCUUAAAAUAUCUUUCUUUUUUAUAAGUCUCCACGGUGACUCCAUAAUAAUUGAGAAUCUCAAAUAUUGUAUAAGCACUAUAUCCCAGAAAUUUGAAAACUAGAAAUUUGAUUUAAGGAUUUUGGGAUCUGCCCUUCACUGUCUGGCAUUCUCUGAGAAACCUUGAAAUUGUUACUUAAGAAUGUAAUGUAAAUUGCUCGUUUAUGGUUUUUUUCUUUAAAAAAAAUACUGCUUUUAUAUAUGAUUGUUUUGCUGGUCCUAAACAUUUCAAGGAUAUAUCUUGUUUUUUCAUGUAACUUUAUUUUUGUUUACCAAGUAAGAUGAUAAUACUCAAAAGCAACGAUGUAUAUAAUGCCUGUAAAUGAAGCCAAAAUAAGUCAGACACUGAGUCCAUUGGAAACACUCCAUCCAGCAUUCCAGACGCCUUCCAUAGGCUUUGAGGAGGGACGAGCAAACUAUUUCUGUGAAGGCCUGAUAGUGAAUUUCUUGUCUUUUGCAAGCUCUAUAGUCUCCAUCACAAUACAUAAUUGCCAUCGUAUGGCAGAAAGCAGCCAUAGACAAUAAGGAAACGGAUCAGUGUGGCUGUGAGCCGACACGGCUUUAUAUAUGGACCCUGCAACUUGACGAUCACAUAAUAACCAUGACACGAAAUAGUCCUCUCUGGCCAUUGUCAGCUACUGGUUCAUACAAAAACAGGCGGCAGGUCCUAUGUGACUCAUGGGUCAUGGUUUGCUGAGCCCUGGUUUAGAGGAUAUGUAAAACUAGCUUUAUUACUUGGGGAUUUCUAUGAAAUGUUACUUCAUUACAUAUAAAUACCAAUAAAUUAUAUGCACAUAGUAGCAUCAUAAUAGCAUCACAAAAGCAUCAUUACCGUAUGAGGAAGACAAUGUAAAAGUCUAGGCAUACAACUUGAAUUCUACUAGUAGCAUUAAAGUGUCAAAGAAUUCUGUUGACACCUAAUUUGGGCUAAUGAGAAAUUCUCUGCAAAUGAUCAAGAAAUUUUUAAGAUACUAGAAGAGAAGCUAUGCCUUCUAAAGUCUAUGCUUGAAACAAAAUGUAAGCAUAAAGGUACAAGGAUUCUUAAAUUAUUUUGAACCACAAAAUUUUAAAAUGGUUUUAUCAUUUUUAGCAGGAAUAACAUGUGUACAUGAUUUUUAAAAAUGCCAUUCAAUUUAUAGUCUUUAUUAGGAAUUUCACUGAAUUUAUAGAGCAUAGAAAUUUACUACCCAUUUAUAUAUGCUGUCAACAGCUGGUCACGCAUUUCUGUUAUUUCAAUAAUUCUAUUUCCGUAAUUCUGAUGUAUCAUUUCUAUAAAUACUUGCGUGUGGCAAAGAGCUUUUCUUCUCAAGAUUUCAAAAAGCUGGUUACCUGUCGUUUAACCACCACAGCGCGGGCCCACUGGGCUGUGUUUUACUUGUUACUUCAGAGUUCUCCACUGUACAGACACUCUCAGGUAUUGACUGUAUAAAACUCUUUUUAUGUGAUAUUAUAAUCUGUCAUCUCAGUCUCUUCUACUUUAAAUUAAUGUCUCUAGAGUUAAUAGAAUAUACACUCAACACAUACGCUUGUACGCACUAUGCCUUGGAGCAUGUAUGCCUUUAAAAUUAAAAAUGGAACACUAGAGUAGAAUUUAAACAUAGAGAGAAUAACAGUAGGUGGGGUCACGGCCAGAAAUAAAUAUCAGUGCGUUGGAAUGAAAAACUAUUUAAUGUUAUAAAAGUUAGUAAUAUAAUGAAAAAAAUCUGAUGUUUCUCUCUCUCUUACUCUUUUUUUUUUUUUUUUCUUUCCUCCUGCUGUUCAUUUUUUGUACACGAUAAUUGGGUGUUGCUAGAGCUUCUUGAUCUCUAGGCCCUUGGUGGCCUUGGUUAGUAAUAAUAGCUUUGCUGACACCCUGGACUACCCUCUGCUGGAACAGAAGGUUGUCUUUCCGAAGUACCUGCCAGUCCCUUAGUCUGUGCAGCGCUGUCACUGUGACCACCCCUGCCAUCGUCUGACAUCCUUCCCGAUUAGAACCUCUGAGAGGCAAAUUGAUUUUCUUUUCAAAGACCAACCUGACUCGAAAAAGAGAUUCAGAAUUCUACUUCACUUGCUGCUGCCUAAGGAAAUCUCACCCUUCACUGUAUUUUCACACGGACCAGAGUGUUCCUGCGUCUGAGUUGUCUGCGAGCUAAUUCCCCCAUGCUUGCUCGUUUGGGAAUUAGCCUUUGCUGUCUAGGAUGUGGCAUGAAGCUCUUUCUCCUGGUGAGGCAUGUCUGUGCCUUACAUGCUGUGGUCCUUUGUUU